Lolium perenne is the source of this 2729-nucleotide messenger RNA. Its product is annotated as ABC transporter G family member 26. Lineage: Eukaryota; Viridiplantae; Streptophyta; Magnoliopsida; Poales; Poaceae. Gene Ontology annotation, molecular function: ATP binding; ABC-type transporter activity; ATP hydrolysis activity. Gene Ontology annotation, biological process: transmembrane transport. Gene Ontology annotation, cellular component: membrane. The record is from RefSeq and is a predicted model, not a curated record.
UGUGUAAUGGUUGGAAAUAGUUCCACAUUGGUAAUGUAGAUGGAGCCAACAUAUAAAACCAUGUGCUCCAUAUAUAGAUGGCAGCCUCUAAGCCUGUUCGAAACCUGGAGAGCGUUACUGGGGCGGUAUAGUAUCUGAACAUGGUGUUACAGAAUGCCAAUCUUUUGGCGUCAACCUAAGCAUAGUGAUGGAGGGAGUUAGUAAAACAUCAUGGCAUUUUCAAACCAGAUAAUUAGUUAUCCCUCAUGCAUUUACCUUCACAAAUUCCGUCUUGUCACAGAGGCAGGAGGAGAUGAUAUCGUCAACAGUUAUCCUCUAGAGUGGAAGGUUCUCCCAAACCAGAGGCCCUUGGAAAGAUUGUGGGUCACCAAACCAGGUUAAAAAAAUUGUAACCGUAUAUAACAAAGUAGGCAUGCUCUUGGUUGCUAGUAGUUGCUCUCGCGCCUCCCAUUUUUUCUACUGGUUCAUAAAAAGAAGAGAGGGCCGUGUGCUUGGCUUUCUUCUCAAUCUAAUUUUCUCUCUGCCCAUGGAGAUCAGCAGUGAUGAGAGAGUGGAGCUAUCCAUUGUGGAACACCUCCCCCCUCCUCCUUCCUCCCAUAACAAUGGAGGCACCAGCGGUGUGGAGGUUGCCAUGGAGGAGGAUCAUCUAUGGCCAACCAAAGAUGGCCCUCUUCCUAUAUUCCUUAAGUUUGAGAAUGUGGAGUACAAGGUGAAGCUUAGCCCCAAUAACCCCCUGACAGCUGCAAAGGUGGCCUUUGCAUCUCACAUGAGGGCGGAUCAUGGCAGCAGCAGCAGCUGCAAGCACAUCCUCAAGGGCAUAGGUGGCAGCGUUGACCCUGGUGAGAUCCUUGCACUGAUGGGCCCUUCUGGCAGUGGCAAGACUACAUUGCUCAAGAUACUCGGUGGCAGGCUUGGUGGCAGCAUCAAGGGCCAGAUCACCUACAACGACACACCCUACAGCCCCUGCCUCAAGAGGAGGAUUGGAUUUGUGACUCAGGACGACGUUCUGUUCCCUCAGCUGACGGUGGAGGAGACGCUGGUGUUCGCCGCCUUCCUGCGGCUGCCGGCGCGCAUGUCCAAGCAGCAGAAGCGCGACAGGGUGGACGCCAUCAUCUCGGAGCUGAACCUGGAGCGGUGCCGGCAUACCAAGAUCGGCGGCGCGUUCGUGCGCGGGGUGUCGGGCGGCGAGAGGAAGCGAACAAGCAUCGGGUACGAAAUCCUAGUGGACCCGUCGCUGCUGCUCCUGGACGAGCCCACGUCGGGGCUGGACUCCACGUCGGCGAGCAAGCUGAUCGUGAUCCUCCAGCGGCUGGCCAAGUCGUCGACGCGGCGGACCAUCAUCACCACUAUCCACCAGCCGUCGAGCCGGAUGUUCCACCUGUUCGACAAGCUGCUGCUCAUCUCGGAGGGCCACGCCAUCUACCACGGCAAGGCCAGGGACUGCAUGCACCACUUCUCCUCGCUUGGGUUCACGCCGGAGAUCCCCAUGAACCCGGCCGAGUUCCUGCUGGACCUCGCCACGGGCAACCUCGAGGACAUUAGCGUGCCCGAGCUGCUCCGGGACGGCUCGCCGGCGCCGCAGGAAUUCAGGUCCCGCGUCGUGUCCUACCUCCAGCUCAAGUACAAGGAGGAGGCGAAGCUGCAGAAGGUGGCGGCGAGGCGGCCCGGGGAGCAGCUGAAGCUGGCGAUCCGGAUGCGCAAGGACCGGAGCAUCAACUGGUUCCAGCAGUUCUUGGUGCUGUCGCGGCGCACGUUCCGGGAGCGCGCCGCCGACUACCUGGACAAGAUGCGGCUAGCGCAGGCCGUCGGCGUGGCGCUGCUGCUGGGGCUCUUGUGGUGGAAGUCCAAGACCGGGAACGAGGCGCAGCUGAGGGACCAGGUGGGGCUCAUCUUCUACAUCUGCAUCUUUUGGACAUCGUCGUCGCUGUUCGGGUCCGUCUACGUGUUCCCCUUCGAGAAGCUCUACCUGGUGAAGGAGCGCAAGGCGGACAUGUACCGCCUCAGCGCCUACUACGCCAGCAGCACCCUCUGCGACGCCGUACCGCACGUCGUGUACCCGGUCCUCUUCAUGGGCAUCCUCUACUUCAUGGCGGAUCUACGGCGCACCGUCCCCUGCUUCUUCCUCACACUCCUCGCCACCCUCCUCAUCGUCUUCACCAGCCAGGGGACGGGUGAGCUGCUGGGGGCGGCGAUUCUCAGCGUGAAGAGGGCGGGGGUGAUGGCGUCGCUGGUGCUGAUGCUGUUCCUGCUCACCGGAGGGUACUACGUGCAGCACAUACCCAAAUUCAUCCGGUGGCUGAGGUACGUGUCGUUCAUGCACUACGGCUUCAACCUGCUGCUCAAGGCGCAGUACCACGGCCACCUGACCUACAACUGCGGGAGCCGGACGGGAUGCCAGCGGCUGCAGUCGUCGCCGUCCUUCGACACCGUCGACCUCGACGGCGGUAUGCGGGAAGUAUGGAUCCUGCUCGCCAUGGCCGUCGCGUACCGCCUUCUUGCCUACUUCUGCCUCCUCAAGAGGAUCAGCCUCAUGCCCUUGUGAAAAGAGGGGAAAGAAAAUGUGAACUGCGCCUGCCACGGCGAAUUGGCAUGGCAUGAUUUGCUAGCUUAGGUCUUCCUACUUUAUUCCUUGGCAGCAUGUAAUGCAUGUUAAUUAAGGGGUAGUACAAGGCAUGAACUCUGAGUAAUAUAUCUGUGGUUUUCAUCUUGUCCAGUAAUAUAUGUUAUCA